UCGCCACUGUUCCCUCUCUCCUCUCUCUCUCUCUCUCUCUAGCCUCAACCAACAACAGACACCUCCCUCUAUAAUUUCUGUCACCGGAUUGACAGUCCCACGCCCAGCUGCUGCGAAGACCCCCGGCUCGAGCGUCGUAGCUCCUCAGAGUGAAUCGAGCUCGGCUCGCUCCGAUGGUCGUCGAAGCCAACGCCGAGUCGCCGCCGCAGGCGUUGAUGGAGCGGCUCAAGGACUACGGUCAGGAAGACGCCUUCGCCCUCUGGGACGAGCUCUCCCCUCGGGAACGCCAGCUCCUCGUCGACGACAUCGAGAGUUUAGAUCUUCCGAGAGUGGAUCGGAUCAUUCGAUGUUCACUCAGAUCUCAAGGUUUGCCGGUGGCGGCAGUGGAGCCUGUUCCCGAAAGUGACGUAUCCGCUGCUGAAGGGAGGACCAUGGAAGAAAGAGAGAGGUGGUGGAAGAUGGGACUGAAGGCGAUCUCGGAUGGAAAAUUGGCGGUGUUGCUUCUCUCCGGUGGUCAGGGAACAAGACUUGGAAGUUCAGAUCCCAAAGGAUGCUUCAACAUUGGACUUCCAUCUGGCAAGUCACUUUUCCAAAUUCAAGCAGAACGAAUCUUGUGUGUUCAGAAGUUGGCUGUUCAAGCUCUCAGAGAGGGUUCUGUUGGUUCUCCACAGAUACAUUGGUACAUAAUGACCAGUCCAUUUACUGAUGAGCCCACACGCAAAUAUUUUGAGAGCCAUAAAUACUUUGGUCUUGAAGCUGAGCAAAUCACUUUCUUUCAGCAAGGUACCAUGCCAUGUGUCUCGAAAGAUGGAAGAUUUAUCAUGGAGACUCCUUACAGAGUAGCUAAAGCUCCUGAUGGUAAUGGUGGCGUAUAUACAGCUCUGAAAACUUCAAAGCUUCUUGAAGAUAUGGCCUCGAGAGGGAUUAAAUAUUUGGAUUGUUAUGGAGUUGACAAUGCGUUGGUACGUGUGGCUGAUCCUACUUUCUUGGGUUAUUUCAUGGACAAAGGUGUAGAUGCUGCAGCUAAAGUUGUCCGUAAGGCGUACCCACAAGAGAAGGUAGGUGUUUUUGUAAGGCGUGGUAAAGGUGGACCUCUUACAGUGGUUGAAUAUAAUGAGCUAGAUCCAACACUUGCUUCUGCAAUCAAUCAGGAAACUGGACGGCUUCGUUUUUGCUGGAGUAAUGUUUGUUUACAUAUGUUCACCCUUGAUUUUCUCAAUCAAGUUGCAAAUGGCCUUGAGAAAGACAGUAUCUAUCAUCUUGCCGAGAAGAAAAUUGCCUCAAUCCAUGGACAAACAGCAGGAUUGAAGCUGGAGCAGUUCAUAUUUGAUGCAUUUCCAUAUGCUCCUUCAACUGCACUUUUUGAGGUAUUGCGUGAUGAAGAGUUUGCACCGGUGAAAAAUGCUAAUGGAUCAAAUUUCGACACGCCAGACAGUGCAAGGCUACUGGUUCUCCGGCUUCAUACUCGAUGGGUGGUAGCUGCUGGAGGCUUUGUAACGCAUUCAGUGCCCCUAUAUGCUACUGGUGUGGAGGUAUCCCCGUUGUGUUCAUACGCCGGAGAAAAUCUCGAGGCUAUAUGUCGAGGAAGGACCUUCCACGCGCCUUGUGAGAUUGCAUUUUAGCUGUGCUCGUCCUUUCCCUAUGGAAGAAAAAAGGGGUGAGAUCUCAGUUUAGCAAUGAUAAGUUCUUGAGAUGUUAACAUGGGCGGCUUGCAUUUUAUUUGAGAUUGUGAUGGGCGAGGUUGUGUAAUUUGACACCGGCAAGAUAGAUUAGUGUCUGUCGUAAUUUUUUCGUGUUGGCAAAAGACUGUCCUAGUACAUCACCAACAAGAAAAUGCCAAAAAAAGAGAGAAGCUUUGUGAAAAAUGAAACGAGAAUAAUUCGUGAA
Molecule: messenger RNA, 1887 nt
Organism: Rhodamnia argentea
Lineage: Eukaryota; Viridiplantae; Streptophyta; Magnoliopsida; Myrtales; Myrtaceae
Product: UDP-N-acetylglucosamine diphosphorylase 1
Exons: 15
Coding region: 174-1622 (482 amino acids)
Biological process (GO): UDP-N-acetylglucosamine biosynthetic process
Molecular function (GO): UDP-N-acetylglucosamine diphosphorylase activity
Source: RefSeq, a predicted model, not a curated record